AUGAGUCUAUCAGCAGAGGUUAUAUUUCCCGUGGGACUGUCCGGUGACGACGACCCCUGCAUCUUCCGAUACGACAUCGGCCCUACGGCUUCAAAGGUAGCGAAGAAAAGAGGGAGACCGAAAGGAAACAUCAAGCGCUCAGUCCCACAACGGAAUCCAAAACUACCUGCUUUCGAGUUCAUUCAUAUUGACGGCCAUUCCGGCAUUCCAGAUGCCGACUCACGUAAGAUGAUCCGGAGACGAGUAAUGAUUAAUCAUAUUGUUCAUCGUGAGAAAAAUAAUGAAGAGCAAUCUUUGGGCUCUAGGCUCUCUCCCCAGAUUGCUGGCGUUGACCCUUUCAGCACGUUGCCGAUUGCGUUCGAGCCAUAUGCACAUGAUCUUCUAAAAUACUGUGGGUUCCCAGAGUAUGUAACGAGGAGAAAUUUACUUACAAUCAUAGAUAUUACCACCGGAUGGCAGAAAUACUACUCCAUAGAGAAACGAACUGCCCUCAACCCAAUAACGGAGUACUGGAUAUCUCUAGUCAUGGUUGAUGAUGCAUUUUUGCAUACAAUUAUCGGGUGUGCCGACCUGCACUUUUCUCCGGGCAAAGCGCCUCAAGCGUCCCUCACGACCAUAAAGCAUUUAAAUGCUGCAAUCUCAAUUGUGAAUAAACGCAUUGAGAAUAAUGAGAUCCCCACUGACGCAACUUUGGUCAUCGUUGCCACAAUGGCUCUCAUGGAAGUUAGUACUCUCCUUAGCUAA
Penicillium longicatenatum is the source of this 744-nucleotide messenger RNA. RefSeq lists its product as uncharacterized. The record is from RefSeq and is a predicted model, not a curated record. The transcript has 2 exons. NCBI's taxonomy places the organism in Eukaryota, Fungi, Ascomycota, Eurotiomycetes, Eurotiales, Aspergillaceae. The coding region runs from base 1 to 744 and encodes 247 amino acids.